AUGGUCAAAUGCAACCACAUCUCACUGUACAACGAUUGUAGCCCUGCCGCCCAAGAUGCAGGCUUCACAAGACCACCGAUGAACAAGCUUUUGGCGGCAGUUUCACAAAGUGGAAAACGUCCUAGAGAACCUGUACUUCACCAAGACGCCAUGAAGAACCCGUGGACGUUUCCCGGGCCUUUGGUACUGCCAGACGACGAACUAGCAGUGGAACCCGAUGAUGAUGGACAGACGUUCAAAGAGUGGUUUGAUAUGCCAUCAGAAGAUGAAAGAAACCAAGUCACGACAGAAACGAAGACUAUUUACGUCAUCUUGCCGCCUACCAUUCCUCAAGAUUUGGAGGAGAUGAUGAAAGAUUGGCACAAACCUGUUCUACCUGGAUCAGCUCAAGACUUGGACAAGUGGACGCCUUCAUCACCUCGAGUCAAUGAUUUGAUCGGUUAUCUGCGCGCCUUUUAUCAUGGUAUGAACGUUGUGCAGUACCAAGAAACUUUUACAUGGCGACCAUGGAACGAGAAGCCAAAAGCACGCUCAAAAACAACAAAAAUCGGACUUGAAACGCCCGGGGAACCAGAUGUAUGGGACGUCAGAUGUCGACCAUUGGACGGACGUGCUAGAAUACAGGUUAACUUGGACGACGUUGCAGAUGCCCUUCUACAGAGAAUACCAAAUGAUGCCUUCGCUGUCAUCAUGCUCACAGACUACGACUUGUAUGAAGAUGAGGAUGAUGAUUUUACGGUUGGUAGGGCAUGGGGUGGGAGCAGAGUCUGCAUUGUUUCCUCGUUUCGAUACAAUCCUGCUCUGGAUGGUCCGGCUGGGAUAGAUCGGAUGCAUAUGUGGCCGAAUUCUCACUGUAAAACAUUCGUGGAUAACGAGUGCAAAGCUGCAGCAGAAGAAGAACAACAACCCCGUGUUGCGAAAAGAGUCAAGAAAUCGAGCAGCGCAGCAUAUGGAAAACCACCAUCCGACUCUGCACUCAGUCUCGCCGUCCAAGCAACAAAACGAGUCCCCAAACUCACGACAAGAGAUGAACUCGCGAGCUACUGGUUCGCCCGUCUAGCCAUCACGGUAUCUCACGAACUAGGUCACUGUUUUGGCUUCGCACACUGUCCAUACUACGCAUGCGUCAUGCAAGGCGUGAACAGUGUCCGACAGGAUGGCCAAGUGCCGCCGUAUCUCUGUCCAGUGUGUUCAGCCAAGUUGGCCUGGGAACUUGGACCGUUGUUGGGUGGUAGUGGAAGUCGGGCUGAGAAGCAAGAGGUAUGGGUUGGAGAGCAGAUUAGUUCUCUGAAGGAGUUUUGUGGAAGAUGGAGUCAUGUUGCUCAGUUUGCAGGUUUUGAGGCCUGGUUGGGGAAGAGACUAGAUGAUAUAAAAGAGGGAAGAUGA
Fusarium graminearum PH-1 is the source of this 1386-nucleotide messenger RNA. RefSeq lists its product as uncharacterized. The record is from RefSeq and is a predicted model, not a curated record. The coding region runs from base 1 to 1386 and encodes 461 amino acids. The transcript has a single exon. Gene Ontology annotation, biological process: proteolysis. Gene Ontology annotation, molecular function: metallopeptidase activity. Lineage: Eukaryota; Fungi; Ascomycota; Sordariomycetes; Hypocreales; Nectriaceae.